ACAAAAAGUAGGAGAGAGAGAGAUAGUCAAAGUCAGAGAGAGAAAGCUUGGAGGAGACGCACAGCGUGAUUUGUUCCAGCGCGGGGAGCCAAUAGAAAGCCUGGUCUGUGAUAACAUCCACAUGCCGGUGGGAGAGAGGAGCUGGAGGUGAAGCCGUGGAGUCACCCCGAUCACCCCGAACCACCGCUCUCUCCUCCCUGCUGCUCACAUGGGAUUCACCGCUGCUCCUCUCCCUGGACCACACGCUCCGGACGCCUACCCCUGACCCCGCUGGAGUACCCCCUCCGCACCGCACGCUGUCCCGGGACACCUCAGAGAGGUAAAGCACACAGAAAGGCACUGAGCGCCGGGACAGAGGAUCCAUCUGCUGGUACCUAUUAACCACUUUGAGAUGUUCUGGAAGCUGGCUUUGUCCGCCCUGCUGGCGGGAGUUUUCUGCGCGGCGGCGGAGUCCAGGAAGAGCCGGCCGCAGAGCGCCUUUCCCUCCCCCUACAAGAUCCACAGCAACACGUCGGAGCGGCGCGGGGGGGCGCGCCGGCAGGACGUGCUGGCCUCCAGCCAGGAGGCCCUGGUGGUGACCGAGAGGAAGUACCUGCGGAGCGACUGGUGCAAGACGCAGCCGCUGAGGCAGACGGUGAGCGAGGAGGGCUGCCGCAGCCGCACCGUCAUCAACCGCUUCUGCUACGGCCAGUGCAACUCCUUCUACAUCCCGCGCCACGUGCGCAAGGAGCAGGAGUCCUUCCAGUCCUGCGCCUUCUGCCGGCCGAACCGGCUCACCACGCUCACCGUGCAGCUGGACUGCCCCGACCUGCAGCCCGGCUUCCGGCACCGCAAGAUCCAGCGCGUCAAGCAGUGCCGGUGCAUGUCGGUCGCCGUGGGCGACCCCAGCAAGCGCUAAGACUGCCCCUAUCGAAGCUCGUCUGCUUCUUUAUAUGGCUUCUUCCAGGAGAAACCUUUGUGAAAAGGUAGAUGCAGGGAGUCUGGGUAAUCUUCUCAAUUCACCAGAACAAGAGAGCAAAAACUAUAUCCACAAAUUUGGACACGCACACACACACACACACACACACAUACUUUCCUGACAAACACCUCAACUCAACUCAAGCGGCACAGCAUGGCUCUUGUUCUUCAUGGCGCUCGUCUUGUGUGGGUGUUCUGAGGGGCAUGGAUGCUGAACGGACAUCCCAGACUGACGGCGCACUGCCUAGCGACUCUGACAGAGAUAAGCGACGUGUGUAACAAAGACAGUCUACCUCUGCGACUGCCAUCCUCUGGAUCCAGGAGCUUACUGUAAAAUAA
Molecule: messenger RNA, 1296 nt
Organism: Anguilla anguilla (European eel)
Lineage: Eukaryota; Metazoa; Chordata; Actinopteri; Anguilliformes; Anguillidae
Gene: grem2a
Product: gremlin 2, DAN family BMP antagonist a
Exons: 2
Coding region: 392-898 (168 amino acids)
Biological process (GO): animal organ morphogenesis
Molecular function (GO): BMP binding; receptor ligand activity
Source: RefSeq, a predicted model, not a curated record